CGAUGAUGGUAUUCGUUUCAUUGGUUCAAUAAAUUUGACGUUUGCAUAUCAGCUGACAAGCAAACAAACUUUGGAAAAAUAAACAGUGAAAAUCUUUGAUUAUACACCUUGCGGGUGAGUCUACACAAUUUCUGCUCCAUUGACCAAAGAAGCUUGACAAAAAAUGGCUGGAUGUGUCCCCUGUUUCAUCAUUCCAUUGCUGUUGUUUAUUUUCCAUCGAUACAUUCAACCGAUUCUACUGAAAUUCUGGAACCCCUGGGAAAAUUCUGCAGUGAAGGAAAAUGGUGAGAAGGAAAAAUGCACCUUCAGUUGCGACUGCAGUUGGAAUAAGAAAAAAUCAGUGGAUGGGGAUAAGGAAGAAACUGAAAAAUUGGUUGAGAAAGGGCUGACUGAUUGUAAUGACACGGAGAAGCUGAAGGCUUCUUAAACAUACAGCAUCACAAGGACUAAAUAGUAUAUUUUAAUUUCCACCCUACAUUAUAUAUUUGUGUAAAUUUUCAAAUUCAUAAAUCCAAGAUAUGGACAAAAAGUGGUAACUACAAAAAAAGAAAACUAAGUAAUUGGGGUCACAUUACAAUCAUUAAUGGUUAUAUUCGCAUUUAGCACCCCAAAUUACCAGUGUCAUUUUAUUGAUAGGACUCACCAGUGGCGACGCGUGACUUUUCCUAAACUGUUAUCAAAACCAGAUGUGAAAAACCUUAUUAAAAAAAAAGUUUAUUUUGAACCUCCCA
Messenger RNA from Acanthoscelides obtectus, 731 nucleotides. The record is from the annotation of a GenBank genome assembly. NCBI's taxonomy places the organism in Eukaryota, Metazoa, Arthropoda, Insecta, Coleoptera, Chrysomelidae.